Messenger RNA from Drosophila montana, 3304 nucleotides. RefSeq names its product Cdc7 kinase (gene Cdc7). Gene Ontology annotation, biological process: protein phosphorylation; mitotic DNA damage checkpoint signaling. Gene Ontology annotation, cellular component: nucleus. Gene Ontology annotation, molecular function: ATP binding; protein serine/threonine kinase activity. The coding region runs from base 664 to 2973 and encodes 769 amino acids. The record is from RefSeq and is a predicted model, not a curated record. The transcript is spliced from 3 exons. Lineage: Eukaryota; Metazoa; Arthropoda; Insecta; Diptera; Drosophilidae.
AAAUAAUUGUAAUGGCCUGUCAGGCAUAGAGUAAGUAACUUGCUCUAUGGUCGCAUUUAAUUAAAUAAAACGGAAAGUUCGAGAGGCAAGUGAACAAGUCCCGCUGAUAUUCGCCAAAAAUCGUGCGUCUUUCGCUCUACACAGGCGAGUGACAGCGGGAGCGGCAGAUGCAGCGGCAGCGGCAGCAGCAGUAGCAGUACCAAUACCAGAGACAGAGCCAAGCAAACAGAAUCGGAGGCGAGUAAAAAAAGUAAGCGGCUCGAAUUUUGGCAUUGCUGUGAGAAGCAAAACGUAGCGGCCUGUGUGCCAGUUAUAUUACAGCGCUCGACAGUCUCGUUUGGAUGAAAUAAUAACAAAAAUACAAAAUUUUAUCAGCUAAAUUCAACCGAUCAAAUAUAUUCGCAAGUUUCGGCCAAAUUUUCCAUGUAUUUAUAGAACCAAAACAGCCAUUCCACCCAGAAACAAGAGGGCGGCAAUACAAAAAAAAAUAUAAAAAAAAAUUUGAAAAAAAAAACGGCUAGCACAAUAAAAAUUAAAAGUACCGUGCGUGAUUUGUAAAGUGUGGCCAAUUUACUUGAACUUCAUACUCUGCCCCAUAAGCCAGCUCAGGCAGAUGCUGCUCCUGAUUAAACCAUCAACAACAACAACAACAACGCCUGAACAAUGGAAAAGCGCAUCUAUUCUGGCAACGGCCGCUGCGACAAUAACACGGUCGCGGCGGCUGCACCAGCUGCCCAAAUCAAGGCAAACGCUCAAAGUGUGAACCACAACAACAGCAACAACAAACCGCAGCAGCUGCCUACAAAUACAAUAACAACAGGAGUCGCCGCCGCCGCCGCCGAUGGCAAUUCUAGUUCAAAGUUGGCAGCCGCAUUUCGGAAUAUCAGAGUCAAUGUGCAGCCGAGCAGAGGAAUGCACUCCUGGCCACGUCAGGACGAGCAGACGGUGCAGGCAACAACUGCAGCGAUUUCAGCUGCACGCGCCCGCGUAGAGGCAGCAGCCGCAGCCGCAGCAGCAGCAAACGCAACAACAACAACAACAAUAAUCAUAAAUAACAAACAGAGCAACAAUGUUAUGAAGCUGCAGAAGCAUCCAUCGUCAGUGUUGGCAAUCGCCGAACAAUAUGCAACGAUUGCGGCCACUUACAGGACGAAGCCACGCAACAAAAGUGACGAGGCUAUCAACGAUCUGCUGCUGCGCAUACCCGACAUUGCACAAAUAUUCGAUGUACAGAGCCGCAUUGGUAACGGUACAUUCAGCACUGUGCUGCUGGCGACGCUCAAGCGGGAGGCACAGCUGCCGGACAGCAUGCGGCGCAAGUUUGCAAUCAAACAUCAUAUACCCACCAGCCAUCCCGAUCGCAUUAUGAAGGAGCUGCAAUGCAUGACAGAAAUGGGGGGCACCGACAACGUUGUGGGCAUCCACUGCUGUUUGCGCUGCGAGGCCUCGGCGGCAUUUGUGAUGCCCUAUAUGCCGCACGAUCGUUUCCACGAUUUCUAUACCAAGAUGGAUGUGCCGGAGAUCCGUUUGUAUAUGCGUAAUCUGCUGCUGGCCCUGCGGCAUGUCCACAAGUUCAACAUUAUUCAUCGCGAUGUGAAGCCCAGCAACUUUCUGUACAAUCGACGACAGGGCCAGUUUCUGCUCGUGGACUUUGGGCUGGCGCAGCAUGUGAAUCUAAGCGGCGGGGCAACCAGCCUAGCUGCCUCGCAGCAGCAUCAGCAUCAGCAGCAGCAGCAGCAUCAGCAGCAGCUUGUGGCGAACAUCAAGCGUCCACGCGACGCGUCCGGACAGCAGCAACAGCAGCAGCAGCCGCCGUCGCCGGCGCCAGCAACUCCGUCGGAGGCGGCACUUGGGGGCGCGGUUAAGCGCAUGCGGCUCAACGAUGAUACAAAUGCCAGCAACUGGAACAAGAUGCCGCUCAAGCCGGUCAAUGAGAUAGCCCACGGCGCCAAGAGCGAGGCCAAACAGAGUCUCGCAGAGACGGCGCCGGACGCACAGCAUUUGGCAGCGGCUCAGUCACAGGCGCCGCCACCGGCACUGGCACAGUCCGUGCAGCCGGAUUCGGCGACCAGCAGCAGCAAGUACAACACAAAUCGCACCGCUGGCGGCGGUGGCAGCAACAGCAACAGCAACAACAACAACAACAACAAUGCGAAAUGCUAUUGCUUUGCGAAUCCGUCCGUUUGCAUCAAUUGCCUUAUGAAGAAGGAGGUGCAUGCCUCGCGAGCGGGCACGCCCGGCUAUCGGCCGCCGGAGGUGCUGCUCAAGUAUGCGGAUCAGACAACCGCCGUGGAUAUAUGGGCAGCGGGCGUCAUCUUCUUAUCGAUACUAUCGUCCGUCUAUCCGUUCUUUAAGGCGCCAAACGAUUUUGUCGCUCUGGCCGAGAUCGUAACCAUAUUUGGUGAUCGAGCCAUACGCAAAACGGCCUUGGCCCUCGAGCGCAUGGUGACGCUUAGCCAGCGCUCGAAGCCGCUCAAUUUGCGCAAGCUGUGCCUGCGCUUCCGGCAUCGGCUCAUCUUUAGUGACCAGCAGAUGGUGCGCAAGCACGAAUCUGCCGACGGCCGGAUCGAUGUCUGCAAGAACUGUGAUCAAUAUUUCUUUAAUUGCCUCUGUGAGGAGAGCCCCUAUGUGACCGAGCCGCUCGAUCCGUACGAAUGUUUCCCGGCCAGCGCCUACGAUCUGCUCAGCCGCCUGCUCGAAAUCAAUCCGCUCAAGCGCAUCACCGCCGAACAGGCGCUCAAUCAUCCCUUCUUUACGGAACAGGCGGCAACGGCAACGUCAACGGCAACGUCAACGGCAGCGGCAGCCGUGCCCGCUGUGCCCGCUGUUGCCGCCAAGCUGCGCACCGAGGCGCCCAAGCAAAUGACGCGCAGGCGCGCCACCAAAGCUGCAGCUGCAGCUGAAGCGGGAGCGGGAGCGGGAGCUGCUUCACCAAUCGCUGAGCAGCCGCAACAAACUCUAAACAAACUGUGAAAACUAGUCGAAAACCCUUUGAUAACCUCUAGAGCUUAGCAUAUAUACUAUAUAUAUAUAUACAUAUAAAUUUUUUUUUUGCCAGUGCCGAGCAUAGUAUAUAUGUAAUUACAAACACACACACACACACACAAUCGUGCCUGUACAUACAUACGCACAUCCUUAACACACACACGCACACGAACACACCCAGACAUACUCACACACACACACACACACAGACACACCCGCGCACUGCCCAGUUAUCAUCCAACAUAGUUCCAUGCAUAUCUUUACAAAGAGAAUUACGAGAGAGGAUCACAAAGUAAAGGGACAUCUAAAACUCAAAUUG